Molecule: messenger RNA, 957 nt
Organism: Gekko japonicus
Lineage: Eukaryota; Metazoa; Chordata; Lepidosauria; Squamata; Gekkonidae
Product: olfactory receptor 5B12-like
Exons: 1
Coding region: 1-957 (318 amino acids)
Biological process (GO): G protein-coupled receptor signaling pathway
Cellular component (GO): membrane
Molecular function (GO): olfactory receptor activity; G protein-coupled receptor activity
Source: RefSeq, a predicted model, not a curated record
AUGGGAGUGAGGAAUCAGACGCGAGUGGUGGAAUUUGUCUUCCUGGGUUUCUCCAGCAUUCCGAACAGCCACAUCUACCUCUUCCUGCCAUUCCUAGUCAUUUACUUGGUCACCGUGCUGGGGAACCUCACGAUAUUUAUUCUAAUUCAACUGGAUUCCAGCCUCCAGAGCCCCAUGUAUUACUUCCUCAGCCACCUCUCCUGCUUAGAUAUUUGCCUCUCCUCCGUCACGGUCCCCAAGAUCUUGGUGAACUUCUUGUGCCAGCGACAGACCAUCACGUACAACCAGUGCAUGGCCCAGAUGUUCUUCUUGAUGUCUUUCACAGGGACAGAGGCUGCAUUGCUGGGUAUCAUGGCCUAUGACCGCUAUGUUGCCAUCUGCAAGCCUUUGCAUUACUCCCUGCUCAUGAGCACCAAGGUGUGUGCCAUUUUAGCCUUUUCCACCUGGGUCUGGGGCUUCUUAGACUCUGCUCUCCAUACAGCUCUCAGCUCCAAGUUGCUAUUUUGUGGAGUCAACCAGAUUCAUCACGUCUUCUGUGAUCUCCCCGCACUGAUGAAGAUUUCUUGCAGCGAUACACAGGCCAUAGAAAUGGUGUUAGGUAUUGCCAGCCUUUUUGUGGGCGUGGCCCCCUUCCUGUUCACGAUCCUCUCCUACGCCUUCAUCCUGUCCUCCAUCUUGAAGAUCCGUUCCACAACCGGCAAGCGCAAAGCUUUUUCCACUUGUGCUUCUCACCUAACUGUUGUCACCGUUUACUACGGAAAUGGGCUACUGAACUACAAUAGACCAAGCACCGGGUACUCCUUGGAGAUUGACACCCUGGUCUCCAUCAUGUUCUGCAUAAGCCCCCCGAUGUUGAACCCCCUCAUCUACAGCCUCCGCAACAAGGAGGUGAAUAGAACUUUUGCUCACAAGGUUCCACAGCUUAGCGGGAACAAUGGUCACCACACUAGAAAUUAG